Messenger RNA from Brassica oleracea var. oleracea, 1273 nucleotides. Its product is annotated as protein XRI1-like. Bases 166 to 1062 code for a protein of 298 amino acids. NCBI's taxonomy places the organism in Eukaryota, Viridiplantae, Streptophyta, Magnoliopsida, Brassicales, Brassicaceae. The transcript is spliced from 9 exons. The record is from RefSeq and is a predicted model, not a curated record. Gene Ontology annotation, biological process: male meiotic nuclear division; female meiotic nuclear division.
AGAUUAGAGAAACUAGGAAGCGUGCUUUGCAAUGGUCUUUUCUCUCAUAAAUAUUGACUGUUGUCUUCUUUGAGAGAGAGAUAAUAAAGUCGCCUCUUUUAAUAUUUUCUUUGUUCUGUGAAGGUAAGCAGAAAGCACUAAGCACAUAUCUCGAGAGUUCUUCAGAUGGAUUACGGAGAAGAUGGUGGCCCCUCAUGGAAUUGGCAAACGCAGAGCUAUGAUCACCCACCACAGUCUACUUUCCCUGAUGUGACCAUGACUGAAGUCACUUUAAACCAAGAAGACCACUCCUACAUGUUUGAUGAUGAUUCCACCCCGGUCAAGGCCUGUAGCGAGCUGGGUUAUCAUGUCACAACAGAUGAAACCAUCAAGAAGAUGGAAGUGCAGCAGAGUGAGACGCGCUCUGCUGUAAAGAGGCGUCGGAUGUUGCACUUCGAAGACCGGCCUAUGGAAACAUCCCUCUUCAGCUCUGAGUGUUUCUCUUCAAUCCUUAAAUCAAGCGCUAGAGAUGAAGCAUAUGAUGAGCUUUUACCCGAAGGAUCUCAGCUUAUACAAGGGUUUUCAGAAGACGCAUCUGCCUCAAGCUUGGAGGGUCUUGAUCUAUACGCAGAGGAGUGGUACGCUGAUUGCUUGAAUGACCCCGAGACUCAAACCCUACCUGAUGACUUAAGCUUUGGUUCCCCUGAGGUCCAGAUAGAUGUUUCAGAGUACUUAACCGUGCCACCAGAAACAGAAACCAGAGAAGUCAGGAGGCCAGUGACUAGAUCUUCUCCAAAUGUUAUCUUUAAAGGUAGGAAGUCAUUUGCAAGGCCGGCUCCAAAGCUACCAUCAUCUAUUAUCUACCCAUUUGCGUUCAUCAAACCGUGUGGGGUUCAUGGAGACAUGACUCUCAAGGACAUCAACCAGAAAAUCCAAACUCCACCAGCUAAGCCAAAGGAAGACAAGGAAGAGGCUCCGGUGAUCCAAACCUCAGCGUUCUCAGGGAAACCAGUUGUUGGGAAGACUAAAAUCCGCACUGAAGGAGGCAAAGGAAGCAUCACAAUAAUGAGGACGAGAGGCUAAGCUUAAAGAAAAUCUAAACUUUUUUGCCUUAUUCUCAUAGGCCCUUCAAUAGUCAAGGAGGGUCUUUAAUCAAAGUACAGCGGCUAAUAUUAUGAAUCAAGUUCUUGUUUUCAUUUUGGUAUCUUUUGUAAGAAAGUGGAACUGAUCAAGGAUCUGAUAUUAUGUGGUAGGAUGUUUUUUGGUUUGUAUAAAAAGUUUCUUAGUUCUUAAA